AUGGAUGAAUAUGAAUCCGAGCGAGGUCUGACGCGUGUGCUACAGGAUACGACAUUAUGGAUUCACAUCUUUAUCAACAUGUUUGCCUACGGUGUCAUCUUCCCUAUCGGGAUGGUGCUGGGAAUCACCAAGUCUCGAUGGCACGUUCCUACACAAGUUCUCGGUUCAGCUCUCGCCCUUCUAGGUUUCUUCUUGGGCCAUGCCCACGGCGGCCGAGAAUUCGUCAGCCACAAUAUUCAUUCCGUCUUUGCCAACAUCCUGCAGCUCCUCUUGAUCGGCCAGGUGGUUCUUGGUCUCUACUUGAAAGGCCACUGGGAGAAGGGCGUGAAUGGCAAGAUCAGAAAGCUGAUCCGACCAUGCCAUUCAAUUAUCGGAAAGGCGAUGCCUCUGUUGUCGUGGACACAGAUGAUUUUUGGCGGAAUCACGGCUCUCGGGUUCUGCCAGGGCGAGCAUGUUGGCCAGUGUGCCGCCCACUUUAUCAUGGGAGGCGCUUUUAUCGCGUAUGGUGUCAUUUUGACCAUUAUACUUCUCGUUGGCCAGAUCUGGAUCCAGCGGACCGGACGAUCGCAGGAAUUCUUUGAUAGCGCCGUCAUUGCAGCCUGGGGCUGCGUCAACACCUUCACCGAACACCGCUGGGGGACCGCUUGGGUCAAGAACGACUGGCAGCACACAACCAUGGGCAUCAUCUGGUGGUGCGCCGGCCUGGCGGGUAUGUGGCUCAGCAGGGAUCGAGAUGGCAAUCCAAAGCGCAACUUCAUCCCCGGCUUCGUCAUCCUGGUGACUGGCUGGGCCAUGUCGGCACACCCUCAAGAGCUGAUGGUUAGUGCCAUGACACACAGCACAUUCGGGAAAACCUUGAUGGCCGCAGGACUCUCCCGAAUUAUCGAGAUUUCUUUUGUUUUGAAGGAUAAGCAAUCUCUAUCAGAGAGCGGACGCUCCUGGAACAGCUUCCAAUACAUUCCCGUCUUUCUUUUGUACGCUGCCGGCUUCCUUUUUAUGGGUGCCACCGAGGAGCAGAUGAACCUCGUUGCUCAAUCCAGCAUGGACGGCGUCUCAUAUAUCCUCAUCAUGUACUCGCUGGCCUUUCUCGUCUUCUUGUUUACCAACAUGCUUGUCCACCUUUACGACCGCCUCGCCAACCCUGACAUCAACACCAAGGACUUAUCCAACGGCCACUCCCGUGCCAGUGGACAUGCUGCCGAGGAGGGCCAGCUCCGGGAUGCUGAGCAAUUUGAACUAGACGGCCUCAUGAGCGAUGACGAGGGUGGGGAGGGUCAGGCUAUGCUGAGAGCAAGCUUGGACCGUCCAAGCAUAGACACCCCGAGCACUCUUGGCAAGAACAAUCACGGACGGGUGUAG
Molecule: messenger RNA, 1359 nt
Organism: Metarhizium robertsii ARSEF 23
Lineage: Eukaryota; Fungi; Ascomycota; Sordariomycetes; Hypocreales; Clavicipitaceae
Product: putative domain YCR061W, C-terminal
Exons: 3
Coding region: 1-1359 (452 amino acids)
Source: RefSeq, a predicted model, not a curated record